Molecule: messenger RNA, 1569 nt
Organism: Condylura cristata (star-nosed mole)
Lineage: Eukaryota; Metazoa; Chordata; Mammalia; Eulipotyphla; Talpidae
Gene: CLNK
Product: cytokine-dependent hematopoietic cell linker
Exons: 19
Coding region: 1-1569 (522 amino acids)
Biological process (GO): intracellular signal transduction; cell surface receptor protein tyrosine kinase signaling pathway
Source: RefSeq, a predicted model, not a curated record
AUGCAGGACGGCGUCCACUCGGCUGCGGGCAUGUCCUUCGCAGCAGCCGUGGGUGUGGUGGCCCGGGCAGUGCUGGGAAGUGGAGCAUCCUGCUCCCGUCCUGAGAGUCGCCAACUGGUGAUGGUCUUGACCAGCCGAAGGCCACUCGGGGGCAAUCGAAGGACAACAAAAGAAGGAUCCAGUGAUUUGAAAUUCCAGAACUUCAGUCUGUCGAAAAAUAGGUCGUGGCUUCGCGUCAGCAGCCCCCCAGGUCAGUACCAGGCGAUCAAGGAGCCGCUUCUGGAUUGCGAAGGGAACUUUGCUGCCUCCCUGGAUGGAAUAAAAGCCCACAGAGACGACGAAUACGAGGACCCCAGGCUCUGUGUGGCAGAGAGGUGGCGACCCGUGAGGGUCGUCCAGACCAGGCCCAUCAAGGAACCAGAAUACGCAGACACUCGCUGCUUCCAGGCCGUGAUGGACGCUCCCUUUGCCCGGGACAGCGCGGCCUCUGUCCCCGCGGACAGAGAGGCCUGGAUGGCGCACGUGAGGCUGGAAGACGUGAGCAAGCCCACUUCCCAGGACGCCAGAAGCCACCACGGCCAAGGUAAAGCCCCUCACGACGCCUGGCGAGUUUAUUCCUUUGCCUCGGGCUCCUCGUGUACCGACCACUGUGUGGCCGUGGGGGACGCACGCAUGAAGAGAAGCCAGACGCCGCUGCCGCCGCCCCGGCCGCCGACGACACUCCCAAAGAAGUACCAGCCCCUGCCCCCCGAGCCGGAGAGCUGCUUCCCCCUGAGACACACCUUCCCGGAAGCCCAGAGGAGGCCCAGACAGAUCAACCUAAAGAACUUAAGUGCGAGCUUACAGUGUCGUCUUGGCAUCCCCGUGCCCGAGUCCAGCGCCAGGCCUGGCUUUCAGGUUCCCACUGAGACACUGGCAACGCUCCAGCAGGCUCCUUCUCACCAGGGGAAACCUGAGUUGUCUCACCUGUGGCCAAACCAGAAUACUCAAGAGGUGCCUGUUGCAGUUACCAGCUCUUCAGUCUUGACGAGCAACGACAGUGUCCAGAGGAGGGAUCACAGAGAGGGCGCGCAGCUCUGUGCCCCUCAGAGAUGUCCGUCUCCCGCCAGCCGCAAGGACCCCGAGAGCCUGCUGUGCUACAAAAACGCAAGCUGGAGAAGACCUUCCCCGGCAAGGUGUGAGGACAAGGAUGCUCCCCGCAAGGAGUGGUACAUUGGGGAAUACAGUCGCCAGGCCGUGGAAGAGGCGCUGAUGAAGGAGAACAGGGACGGCACUUUCCUGGUCCGAGAUUGUUCCAGCAAAUCCAGAGCAGAGCCCUACGUGUUGGUGGUGUUUUACGGGAACAAAGUCUACAACGUGAAGAUCCGUUUCCUUGAAAAGAACCAGCAGUUUGCCCUGGGGACAGGCCUCAGAGGAGAUGAGAAGUUCGACUCUGUGGAAGACAUCAUCGAGCACUACAGGUAUUUUCCCAUCAUACUGAUCGAUGGCAAGGACAAAUCGGGGUUCCACAGGCAGCAGUGCUACCUGACCCGGCCCCUCCCGCCCGGCAGGCUGCACCCGCCCUGGUAG